GCAGAAAGAUAGGUAGCGCGCAUGUAUCAUAGAGAUGUAUACUAAUUACACAUCUCUAUGGCAUGUAUACAUCGGCUCUCGCUAGCUUGCGACGCCCUGAGUCUCGGCCAAAACUCCUUUCAAUUCCUGUAAUGUAAACUAUGCGCCUACGGCAGCUGCAUCAUUGGCCAUUUUCUGGGUUUUGACUGUGCUGAGACUUGUACUUGUAGCAGUUCCAAAUGUUUUCCUAAUGCAGCUGAAGCUUGCAUGUGGAUUUAAUGCUUAACAAAAUCAACGAUCAAAAUAGGUCUAUUUGCGUGUGCUGAGAAUUGGUGAGCAGAACAGUGUUUAUCAACAAUUGAAGUAUGGAAAUGACAGAGGAUGAAAUACCUCUUCCAUCAUCAUCACCUGUAUCACCACGGCAACCAGGAGGAGAAGAACCACUCUCUCACCUGGAUGCGAUGGCUAUCGUGCGGAAGGAACUUGGUGAGGUCCUCGAUGAUCCCCUUCUGGAAGAUCUUCCCCAGGAUGUUUGUGUGGAAGAGGUGAACCUCCAAAUUGCUCUGGAGUAUGGUCAGGCCAUGACAGUGAUCGUCAGAAGAGCUGAUGGUGAUCUUAUGCCUGUAGUGGUAAUGCAGACUGCAACUGUUCAGGAUUUGAAGAGUGCCAUCAAGAGGUACUUCGAGCUCAAGCAGAAUCGAGAGGAAAUCAAAAAGAGAAUAAGCUGGCGGUAUGUCUGGAGGAGUUAUUAUCUUUGCUUUGAAGGUGAGAAGCUGACUGAUGAUUACAAGAAACUGAGAGACUAUGGAAUCAGGAACAGGGAGGUGGUAACCUUCGUCAAGAGGCUGCAUUCUAAAGGAGGUGGCUACUGAUCAUAUCAGGACCAUGCCAAAGGCUUCCAAUAGCAGAGAGUCCGAAGCGCAGCCAUGGCCUAAACAGAUGAUCAUAUCAGUGUCAUGAUCAGGUUCUAGUAGCAGAGAGUCUGAAGCGCAUCUAUGACUAACCUAAAUGGUUGAUCGUAUUAGGAUCAUGCCAAAUGGUUCCAAUAGCAGAGAGUCCGAAGCGCAGCCAUGGCCUAAACAGAUGAUCAUAUCAGUGUCAUGAUCAGGUUCCAGUAGCAGAGAGUCUGAAGCGCAUCUAUGACUAACCUAAAUGGUUGAUCGUAUUAGGAUCAUGCCAAAUGGUUCCAAUAGCAGAGAGUCCGAAGCGCAGCCAUGGCCUAAACAGAUGAUCAUAUCAGUGUCAUGAUCAGGUUCCAGUAGCAGAGAGUCUGAAGCGCAUCUAUGACUAACCUAAAUGGUUGAUCGUAUUAGGAUCAUGCCAAAUGGUUCCAAUAGCAGAGAGUCCGAAGCGCAGCCAUUGCCUAAACAGAUGAUCAUAUCAGUGUCAUGAUCAGGUUCCAGUAGCAGAGAGUCUGAAGCGCAUCUAUGACUAACCUAAAUGGUUGAUCGUAUUAGGAUCAUGCCAAAGGGUUCCAAUAGCAGAGAGUCCGAAGCGCAGCCAUGGCCUAAACUGAUGAUCAGGUUCCAGUAGCAGAGAGUCUGAAGCGCAUCUAUGACUAACCUAAAUGGUUGAUCGUAUCAGGAUCAUGCCAAUGGGUUCCAAUUGUGGAGAGUCUAAAGUGCAGUCAUUGCCUGAACAGUUUAUCAUAUUAGGAUCAUACUGAAGGGUUCCAAUAGCAGAGAGUCGAGGAAGCACAGCAGUAGUCUGAAUGGUUGAUCGUAUCAGGAUCAUGCCGAAGGGUUCCAAUAGCAGAGGGUUUGAGGAAGCGCAACAGUGGUCUAAUUAACGGUUGAUCGUAUCAAGAUCAUGCUAAAGGUUCCAAUAGCAGAGGUUUUCAAGAAGUGCAGACAGAACAGUCAAUCAUAUCACGAUCAUGCAGAAGGGUUCCAAUAGUAGAAAACCAAAGCACAACUAUGGCCUGAACAGUUGAUCACAUCAGUAUUAUUCUGAAAGGUUCCAAUAGCAGACAGUCGAAGUAAGUGCAGCCAAUGUCUUUACAGAAGUGUCAUCAAAGAAAUGGCUCAAGAUCAAGUGCCACCCUUCUGCAUGGAUGAACCUACAUCUUCUUGUAUUUUCUUGUAUAUCUUCUUGGCCAUGCCGGGAGCCAGAGGAAUUUCUCAGAUGAAAGCCGAUUCUUCAAGCCUUGAUCAUUGUAGUUUCUCAUGCAUUCAAGAUUUAAAACUCCCCUCUGUGAUGAGAAAUAGUGCAUCUUAUCAUGUUGUCUAAUGAGAAAGACAUUUUUGACAUGGCGAUUUUGGACAUGAAAAUGAGAAGUGCCAAAACUGAAACGCUUAAAUACAGACUUUAUCUACCAAAACAAAGCAUAUUUAUGUAUAUCACAAUCCAAAGUCUUGUAUAACAAUUUAAUGUUUAGUUGAUCACAUGCAUAAAGUGAGAGCAAAUUGUUCACCCAUGUUGCGUAAAUGAACAUUGUAGAAUUUGGUACAUGUAUACCGCAAAUUUACAAUCUUGUGGAAUUUUUGCUGAGGGUCCUGUCUGCAUUUUCAAGACAUUUUCUCCCUUUUUAAUGCCAUUUUGUAGCUGUUCUAAAAUUGGCAAGAAAACAGUGAACUUUUUUCCUUUCAGAUUUCUAAAUAGGGAUUAGUAUAGUAGCUUCAUAGCUCACUGUGAUAAAUGUUAAAAGGGAGGUAGCAAAAUAGCAAUUAAUUCACUGACUCCUAUUCAUACACAACAUCAAACAUUUGCAGCUUUAAUUGUGGCUAGCUUGCGUGUAUGAAUAGAGUAUAUUAUUAUGGUAUAGUAGCAGCCGUUCACCGUGGUCUCAAAAUAAAUGCUCACAUAGACUGCUUGAGUAGGCUUUGUUUAAAGAUAAAAAAUCAAAUCUAGGAGGUAAACUCUUACUUGCUUAACACAAAUAUUUUCAGUACCAUUUUACAGUUAAAAAAUUAUACUGAAACAAAGGUAAAGUUUGUUGCUUAAGGGUCAUUCCAUGGGGUUGGGGCAACAAGAUCGUGUGAUGUCCAUGUAACAGUGGUAUCAGCUUUUUCAUUUCACAGAGAUCAGUUCAAAUGGGGUUUAGUUUUGAUGUGUUAAUUUAAAGAUGAUGUCCAAUCAUAGUAAUUCAGUUUGAAAUUGGGGAUGUUUAAUGGUUUUGCUGCAAAACAAAUACAAAGUUUUACCACUGUUACAUGGACAUCACAUUGGCAUAACAUAGGCAAUAAAUUUGCAGGUGUGAAUCUGUCAUAUAUCAUGAUGCUUGAGAAGUAAAACUUGGUGAGACCCCAUUUAUUUUUGCUGGUAAUUUUAUACAUACAUUUGCCUUCUUUUCAUGAGACACGGUUUUGGAGUUCUGGUAUGUCACAAAAAUUUCCUCCCGUGCAAUGACCCUUAAGUAAGAGAGAUAUGGAUUUAUUGUGUUUCACAUAGCAUAGUAGGCCUACUAGCUGCAUUCAUUUGUGACAAAAAGAAAUAUUGGAUAUUAUCUGGUGAAAAAAAGCUCAAUAUUUGUAAGAUUUGACACAUACAUUGGUGUGAAGAAAUGCAUUCUCAACCAAUCUUUAUGCUUAAGAUUUUUAUUGAACAAUAUUUUAAUAUAAGAGUACUUUGACAAUUUUUAUUUAAAAAUGUAUCAUUUUAUGAAAUCUAUUUGAUCAAAAUACAGGUAUACAUGUAUUUGUCUGCUAUAUUUUCAUUCACGAAAUUAUAUUCCUUGAUUAUUAAAUUUGAAGAAAAAGGAUCACUUAUUUUAUUUUUAGAUAUAUGUUGGAUGGGUACUUGGAUAGUAUUUUGACAAAUACUGUGUACAAAUUAUUAAUUUUGAUUUGACCCAACAAUCACUACAGCUUAAAAUGUACAAAUUUUACAAAAAGUGCAUUUUAUCCAUUAUACAUUUAUAUUGUUAAAAUAUUUCAAAGUUAAUCCUUAUAAUCAUACAAUUGUUUUUCAAUAAAACUGACUAUUUGCCCUACUGGGUAAUUAUUGAUACUAAUAAUCAUUUAUAAUUUUUAUAAAGCAUUCACAUUACAUUUUACAUAAGUUGUCCUUCUUCACUUUUCAGAGCAUAAGAAUUGGAUGAAACAUUGGACUAUAAAUCUACAAAUAACACACAAAAAAGAAAGUUCCCACUAAAUCAAAUAGAAUAACUUUUAAAGUAUCUCAUCAUAAAGUGUUUCAAUACUUAUUAACAUCUGUGUAAUAAUGAUAAUAAUCCAUUAAGUCAUGCCUGAGUUGGCACAUAUUAAAGGCUAAUUUCAUUCUAAGUUAACAAGAAAAAAUGCUGUCAUACUUAAUUAAAUAACUUUGAAGUUUGAAAAUUCAUUUUUGCAUGUCUUGCCAUUUAUUUCAAUGUGCGCUCACUCAUGCUAUCAAAGUUAUUUCUCGUGUUUCUACAAAAACUGAAUUUGAAUUCAUUGAAUUCUACAUUCUUCCUGAAAGACAUAAUAUUGUUCUGUGCUCUGUAUAACAGAUUCCACUAUAACCCAAGCCAUCUUUGACAGAGUAAGCAUAUGGUCAUCAACUAUAUUUGGUUAAUAGUUGAACUCAUGGAACAGUCUUUGUUUCAUUUCUCCCACCUGUGCAUUGAAAUGAAAAGAACAUUGAAAAAUUGUUAGACAUCGUAUAUUGUUUCUUAUAUAUUCAGGGUAAAGUAUUUUCUCUAUUUUUCACAAGCUGGCCAGAGUUUUACCAUGAUAUUUCCUUAUUGUUUCUUUUGCUUAUACCAUAAUCAGCUUUUUUUACAAUGAAAAUGUGAAAAAUUGUCAGAUAGACAUAGAAUUAAAUGAUAUCUGAAAGAAGCUAGAGAUGGUGUAAUGUAAGUGAUUAAUUACAAGAAAGAAAUUUAUACAUAGAAACACAACUUCUACCACCCCCCCCCCUUCCAAUAAAAGGAGGAUAAAGUAUGAGAUGCUUUAUAUCACAUAAUAUUUAGUCGUAAGAUAUUUAGCAAAUUGUUAAAUUAAUGCUACUGGAAGAUUAUAAUUAAUUUGGUAUGGUAAAAUACUGCCUGAAAACAAAUAAUUCUAUAUAAAGAUUUUGUGAAUAAUUAAAAUAUUUUUUCUUGUAAACAGUGUAAAUAUGUUCACUGAAAAUGAUCGAAAUUUUCUGCAACAGUAUUAAGUAGAAUUAGUACUGAAUUUGAUGUACAAUAUUGAGAUUUAGUUAAAUUUAUUGUUUAAACUAUGAUAAUGACAUUAUUUGGGGCUAACCUCGAUUAGCAUCUUGCUAUUAUGUUAGCUCCAAUUACCAAAUGUUUUGUUUAUAUGUGAUGUACUAUUCCUUGUAAUUGUACCUGACAGUGAUAUUUGGUAAGAAAUUCAAUUCAAUUCAAUAUUUCAGAAGACUAGUAUAGUCAUCUCAGCAUACUGGGAAUGAGAUAGUGUUAUUACAAAAUUGUUUUGGCGACAUUAGAAAUUGUAUUUGAAGCCAUUUAAAGUAAAUAUUGAAAAAAGAUA
Messenger RNA from Lytechinus pictus (painted urchin), 5393 nucleotides. RefSeq names its product U11/U12 small nuclear ribonucleoprotein 25 kDa protein-like. Bases 345 to 851 code for a protein of 168 amino acids. The record is from RefSeq and is a predicted model, not a curated record. Gene Ontology annotation, molecular function: protein binding. Gene Ontology annotation, cellular component: U12-type spliceosomal complex. Gene Ontology annotation, biological process: mRNA splicing, via spliceosome. The transcript is spliced from 5 exons. NCBI's taxonomy places the organism in Eukaryota, Metazoa, Echinodermata, Echinoidea, Temnopleuroida, Toxopneustidae.